UGCAGGAACCCCAGGGGAGCAGAAUCCGGGUUUCCUUCUCUCAUGCUUCGGAAAGGGCUUCUUUGGGGGAAGUAGUGGGAGCAGCUUCAGCUGUGUAGCCAAGCAAACGGAGCCUCGCCUGGCAAAGAGGCAGAUGGGGUUUCCAGGCUUCUCUUCACCAGGGCAAAGUGGUUUGCAAGACCUGGCAAACUGCUCAGAGGGAGGUGGCUGUGGAGCCAGACUUCUGCAUCUCUCAGACCUCACCGGAGAAGUUUCUCUGUGUAGUGGGCAAUGGCUGAUGAAGACUCACAACUGGUCAAGGAUAGAGAAGAAGUGUCAGUGCAGUGUGCAGCUACAAAUAUUCAAGGAUCAUUCGAGAAGAAGAGGUGGGAAGAUUCCAGGAGCCAGAGAAAUGACUGGACGCUUCAUGAACUCACAAAACCACAGCUGUGACUGUAUGCAUAGAAUCAAGCCAGACAGCAUUCCAGCUGGUCACAGGGAGGGGCUCAUGAGCCCGGCCACUGAGGGAGGCACUAUUGACAGUUGGUGGCUUCUGAGGGCAGAAGAGUCAGUUUUCUUGAGGAUGUGACCCUGGUUUGAGCCAUCGUCCAGGGGAUGGCCCCACACCAGUGAGUAUGCAGACUGCAUAUAUUGGACAUAUUGGAUUAUUGAAAAACAAAUAAAACAACAAAACCAAAAAAACCAGAAGACACGAAGUUGGAAAAGCAGAGAGGAUAGGGAGUUGGGGGUAAAUCUGGAAGAAGUUGGGGGAAGAAUCGGGGUGAAUAUGAUCAGCGCAAUCCUGUCAUUCUCAAAGAAUUAAUAAAAUAUAUUAAAAU
Mus caroli (Ryukyu mouse) is the source of this 818-nucleotide messenger RNA. RefSeq lists its product as uncharacterized. NCBI's taxonomy places the organism in Eukaryota, Metazoa, Chordata, Mammalia, Rodentia, Muridae. The record is from RefSeq and is a predicted model, not a curated record.